CCGGGACCCGGGCGCACGACUCGGGGAACCUGACGCGCCCCCGCAUCCUAAAGCUCUGCCCCCGGGAAGAGCUGCGUUGGGGAGGAGCCCGGCGUCCCCUACCCAGCUGGAGUCUCUCCUUGGGGGCCCCCUAGGGACGCGCUCGCCGGGUAGCGUGGAAAGCGGUGGGUCCUUCCCGGGGAUCCCGGGGAGCACUGGAGCUUCCGACGCGCGGCUCCGCGGAACCCUCGCAGCCCGCGCCCCGUGGGUCUCGCCGGGCCGGUACUCAUCGGCGGGACUUCGCCACCGAUCUGGCAUUUCUUUGAUUUGGGGACAGUUCCCGCCAACGACGCCGGACGCACCUUGGCAGCUGGCUCGGCGGGCGGGCGGGCGCCCCGGUGGCCGUCCCCGCGCGUGCGGCUCUCGGCCCUGCCCUCCCCGACGGAGUGCGGCUCUCGAGGGGGGCCCUGGCCGCCUAGAGCCUUCCUCGUGCGGCGGGAUCCGGGUGCCCGCCGCCGGCAUGGCCUUCACUUUCGCUGCUUUCUGCUACAUGCUGUCCCUGGUGCUCUGCGCCGCGCUCAUCUUCUUCGCCAUCUGGCACAUCAUUGCCUUUGAUGAGUUAAGAACGGAUUUCAAGAGCCCCAUAGACCAGUGCAACCCUGUUCAUGCGAGGGAACGACUGAGGAACAUUGAACGCAUCUGCUUCCUACUGCGAAAGCUGGUGCUGCCAGAAUAUUCCAUCCACAGCCUCUUCUGCAUCAUGUUCCUGUGUGCGCAGGAGUGGCUCACCCUGGGGCUGAAUGUCCCACUGCUUUUCUACCACUUCUGGAGGUACUUCCACUGUCCGGCUGACAGCUCUGAACUAGCCUAUGACCCGCCAGUGGUCAUGAACGCCGACACCCUGAGUUACUGCCAGAAGGAGGCCUGGUGUAAGCUGGCCUUCUAUCUCCUCUCCUUCUUCUACUACCUGUACUGCAUGAUCUACACGUUGGUGAGCUCUUAACUCAAAGACCACACACAUCAUCCAAGAUUGGCAGCAGGGAGGCUCCAGGCUGAGAAGUCCAUUUCCGCUGGUGAUUGGAGAAGGGCACAGCGAGGAAAAGGGUGGAAGGAGCUGGUGGACCCCGACAGAGUCCUACAGCAGCAGUGCCAAGCUGGUUGUGCUCGUGUGUUGUGACCUUGUGAUUCACGGUCCUUGACAUUUCCCAUCCUACACUACACUUGGGUUGUCGGUCCCUCUGGGGCAGUGACACACGGGGGAAAUCACUGAUGGAACAUGAACUCUUUCCCGAGUGAUCCUCGAGACAUCCUGCAUCCACCUCUUCUGACAGCUCCCUACACACUCACCCUGAGCUCCUCUACAACCAGUGCAGACUAGAAGGUCACCGCUGAGGAAUGGGAAGACCCACAUCAAAGCUGAGUCUGGGGGACUCUACUCAAGUCCUCCAGCACAUAGCAGGCACCCCAAGACUCAUGGGACAUUUACUCCAACGCUGGGCCAGGCCCUGCACCUGCUCAGUGGGACUGACCAGGAAAUAUGCUGAUUUGCCCUCAGCUGUAACUAGCCUUGAGCCUGCAGAAAUGUCUGUUUUCCUAUUCUGCUUUGAGGUGGUCUGAUUAUGUGACGUCAUGAGCUGGGAUUGGGGCAACAGGUGGGUAAUGAGUUACAUGGAGGAGUGCAGAGCUGACCUGGGUGAGGCACUCAUGGAAAAAAAAUGAUUGGUUAAAAUAUUUCAACCCAUUCAUCAUGUUUCAACCCAUUCAAUACCAACAAUUGUAUUCUUCUUGCUAUCCAAAUGCAUCCCAGAGUCAUUGAGUGCCAGUCCCUCGGUCAACACUUGGCAUAGUGACCUUACUUUGAGAAACCCCAAAAAGCUAAGAAAAUGCCAUGGGCAUCUGCAGCCAAGAACAGAGACAAAAAGAUUAUAACUUCCUUCUAUGAUGUGAUGUUAUUUAUCUUGUUGAAGGAAAAGUCAUUAGCUUAUUUAGAAUUUUCCAUUUGACAUUCUCUCCUUUUCUGGGUAGGAGUUGUACCUGGGUAUUGUAAAUAAUGACAAAGCUUGAGAUUUUGAUUGUG
Sorex araneus (European shrew) is the source of this 2056-nucleotide messenger RNA. RefSeq names its product cornichon family AMPA receptor auxiliary protein 3 (gene CNIH3). Bases 500 to 982 code for a protein of 160 amino acids. Gene Ontology annotation, biological process: regulation of AMPA receptor activity; vesicle-mediated transport. NCBI's taxonomy places the organism in Eukaryota, Metazoa, Chordata, Mammalia, Eulipotyphla, Soricidae. The record is from RefSeq and is a predicted model, not a curated record. Gene Ontology annotation, cellular component: dendrite; synapse. The transcript has 6 exons.